Molecule: messenger RNA, 876 nt
Organism: Sphenostylis stenocarpa
Lineage: Eukaryota; Viridiplantae; Streptophyta; Magnoliopsida; Fabales; Fabaceae
Source: the annotation of a GenBank genome assembly
AUGGAAUCCUCCGCUGCCAUUCGAUCCUUUCACUAUCCCAUGGGCACUAUGUCCCAUAUGCGACCUUCCCGUGAGAAACAAGUUAUAGUUCCCAUCCAAAAUGUCCGAUGGAACUCUAAAAGUAAACUUUUUAUCCAGCAGUUGGCAUAUGAUCAGAAGCACAUUAAUUCCCGCGUGAAGGGGAACAACAAACUAGUUUCAUGUGCAAAAACAGCUGACGCUAUCAACACAUCCAAGUCUGAUGAUGCUUCUUCAGAUAGUACUCCACAAGGCUCAUUGGAGAAGCCUUUGCAACCUGCUACUUUUCCUAAUGGAUUUGAGGCUUUGGUAUUAGAGGUGUGUGAUGAGACUGAAAUUGCUGAACUGAAAGUAAAGGUUGGAGAUUUUGAAAUGCAUAUUAAACGAAACAUUGGAGCAAUAAAGGUUCCUUUGUCUAACAUUUCACCAACUACACCUCCGCCUAUUCCAUCUAAACCUAUGAAUGAAUCAGCACCUGAUACCCUGCCACCUUCACCUCCAAAAUCAUCUUCAGAAAAGAAAAAUCCAUUUGUUGAUGCUUUCAAAGAGAAAUCACCAAGAUUGGCAGCAUUAGAGGCUUCUGGUACUGAUACCUAUGUCUUUGUACCAUCUCCCACGGUUGGCUAUUUCCGAAGAGGUAGAACAGUGAAAGGGAAGAAGCAACCUCCUGUCUGUAAAGAGGGUGAUUUAGUCAAAGAAGGGCAAAUCGUAGGGUAUUUGGAUCAGUUUGGCAAUGGACUUCCAGUCAAGACUGAUGUGGCCGGACAAGUGUUGAAGCUACUUGUUAAGGAUGGAGAGCCUGUUGGUUAUGGAGACCCUCUUAUUUCAAUCUUGCCAUCUUUUCAUGACAUCAAGUGA